UCUCAGUCGCCGACCAGCCCCGAGCACUCCUCCGCAGACAUGAAGGUCCUGGCUUUUAUCGUGUUGUCCGUGGCGGCCUGCGCGCUGGCUGAAGACAAGGAGAAGUCUGUGGAGAAGAGAGGCGCUCUGGGCCUGGGCUACGGCGGCUACGGCGCCGGCCUGGGCUACUCCAGCCUGGGCUACUCCGGUCUGGGCUACGGACACGGCCUGGGCUACGGCGCCGGCCUGGGCUACGGCGCCGGUCUGGGCUACUCCGGCCUGGGCUACGCCGCCCCCGCCGUAGCCAAGGUCGCGUACUCCGCGCCCGCCGUCAGCUACGCCGCCCCCGUGGGCUACUCCGGUCUCGGCUACGGACACGGUCUCGGCUACUCCAGCCUGGGCUACUCCGGUCUGGGCUACGGACACGGCCUGGGCUACGGCGCCGGCCUGGGCUACUCCGGUCUGGGCUACUCCGGCCUGGGCUACGGUGGCUACGGACUCCACCACUGAUUCCCCACCGUCUGCCAAGACACCUUUCGCCUGUCACCACUCAUGACCCCGUCGUGACACCACUCAUCCAUCUGUCAGCUGACAUCCGGCCGCCGGCACCAGCCACUCGCCGCUGAGCGAAUUUCAUCUCAAAACCCGCCACUCACAGUCACUUACUUCAUUGCUCCACUGCGACACGUCUACAUGUAUUUAUUUCGAUUACGAAAACACAUGUAAAAAAAAUUGUACAAAAUAAAUUUUUUCGUAAUGAUCAACCUUUA
Molecule: messenger RNA, 749 nt
Organism: Bacillus rossius redtenbacheri
Lineage: Eukaryota; Metazoa; Arthropoda; Insecta; Phasmatodea; Bacillidae
Product: keratin-associated protein 19-1-like
Exons: 2
Coding region: 40-489 (149 amino acids)
Source: RefSeq, a predicted model, not a curated record